This is a messenger RNA of Penicillium verrucosum, 612 nucleotides long. RefSeq lists its product as uncharacterized. Bases 1 to 612 code for a protein of 203 amino acids. The transcript has a single exon. The record is from RefSeq and is a predicted model, not a curated record. Lineage: Eukaryota; Fungi; Ascomycota; Eurotiomycetes; Eurotiales; Aspergillaceae.
AUGGGGCCUCGGAAGCAUGAAAAGGGUCAAAAGCAGGCUCAACGCUUCCCACUCGAGGCAGCAGAAGCCUUCGAGCCCGAGGAUGAUAUUUUCCGUCAAUUGCAGCGAACUGGCUCCCCACCUGGCAAUCUCCUUUGUAUAUCCCCGGAUGCUGCACCUGGAACCAGCCUUAACCAGUUCCGUUUCCAGCUGCACCGCGAAAACGGGGUUCAGCCCGGUCUUGUCGGCUACCUCGAGAAGUAUGUGGGUGCAAGCCACUUGGUCUGGAGCAUGUGCGCUCUUCUUGCAGAUAGUGGUAUUGAUCCGGAUUGGAAAGAUACAUUUGAGUUGUGGCGUCCACAGUGGAGACAGUUUGCUACGAGUUUUGAAAUCCAAGGAAAUACUUCGCGCACGUUAGAUGUUCCCCCUUCGCCAGUCCGUAUAAUGUGGAUUCAGGCGCCUAACAGCCUUGAUACGUAUAAGCUCUUUGCUGUUAAUCACAAGGAGAAGAAGCGUGAUCAAGAUGCCCUAGAGGAUCUCUGGAGGUGGAUGCUUGAUGUGUCACCCGAGUCGAUUGUUCAUGGGGUUUAUAUCAUUAAACUUGGGGUUGAGCCUUGGUUCCCUGGUGAGUAG